This is a messenger RNA of Oryctolagus cuniculus (rabbit), 1690 nucleotides long. Lineage: Eukaryota; Metazoa; Chordata; Mammalia; Lagomorpha; Leporidae. The record is from RefSeq and is a predicted model, not a curated record.
UCGUGAAAUAAUGAUAUGAAUGUACUGAGAAUUAUCAAUGAGCCAACUGUCGCUGCUAUUGCUUAUGGCUUAGACAAAAAGGUUGGGGCUGAGAGAAAUGUGCUGAUUUUUGACUUGGGAGGUGGCACUUUUGAUGUGUCCAUCCUCACAAUUGAAGAUGGAAUUUUUGAGGUCGAAUCCACAGCUGGAGACACCCACUUAGGUGGAGAAGACUUCGACAACCGAAUGGUCAACCAUUUUAUUGCCGAGUUCAAGCGCAAGCAUAAGAAGGACAUCAGUGAGAACAAGAGAGCUGUCAGGCGUCUCCGCACAGCUUGUGAGCGAGCUAAACGUACCCUCUCUUCCAGCACCCAGGCGAGCAUUGAGAUAGAUUCUCUCUAUGAGGGAAUCGACUUCUAUACCUCCAUCACCCUUGCUCGAUUUGAAGAGUUGAAUGCUGACCUUUUCCGAGGCACCCUGGACCCUGUCGAGAAAGCCCUUCGAGAUGCCAAGUUAGAUAAGUCUCAGAUCCAUGAUAUUGUCCUGGUGGGUGGUUCUACUAGAAUUCCCAAGAUUCAGAAGCUGCUUCAAGACUUCUUCAAUAGAAAAGAACUGAAUAAGAGCAUCAACCCUGACGAGGCUGUUGCCUAUGGUGCAGCUGUCCAGGCAGCCAUCCUGUCUGGAGACAAAUCUGAGAAUGUUCAAGAUCUGUUGCUGUUGGAUGUCACUCCUCUAUCACUUGGGAUUGAAACUGCUGGUGGAGUCAUGACUGUCCUCAUCAAGCGCAAUACUACCAUCCCUACCAAGCAGACACAGACCUUCACCACCUACUCCGACAACCAGCCUGGCAUGCUCAUUCAGGUUUAUGAAGGUGAGCGUGCCAUGACCAAGGAUAACAAUCUGCUCGGCAAGUUUGAGCUCACAGGCAUACCUCCUGCACCCCGUGGUGUUCCUCAGAUCGAAGUCACAUUUGAUAUUGAUGCCAAUGGCAUUCUUAAUGUAUCUGCUGUGGAUAAGAGUACAGGAAAAGAGAACAAGAUCACCAUUACAAACGACAAGGGCCAUUUGAGCAAGGAAGACAUUGAGCGUAUGGUCCAGGAAGCUGAGAAGUAUAAGGCUGAAGAUGAGAAGCAGAGGGACAAGGUGUCUUCCAAGAAUUCACUUGAAUCCUAUGCAUUCAACAUGAAGGCAACUGUUGAAGAUGAAAAACUGCAAGGCAAGAUUAAUGAUGAGGAUAAACAGAAGAUUCUUGACAAAUGCAACGAAAUCAUCAACUGGCUGGAUAAGAACCAGACCGCAGAAAAGGAAGAAUUUGAGCAUCAGCAGAAAGAACUGGAGAAAGUCUGCAACCCAAUCAUCACCAAGCUGUACCAGAGUGCAGGGGGCAUGCCAGGGGGCAUGCCUGGGGGCUUCCCUGGUGGGGGAGCUCCUCCAUCUGGUGGUGCUUCCUCAGGGCCCACCAUUGAAGAGGUUGAUUAAGCCAAUCCCAUUGUAGAUGCAGCAUUGUUCCACACAGUAAAAGAUGGAAGGACCCAAAUUUGUAGCAAAUUCUGUGGCAGUUUUAAAGUUCAGCUGCUAUAGUAAAUUACUGGGCAUUCUCAAUACUUGAAUAUGGAACAUGUGCACAGGGAAAAGAAAUAACAUUGCACUUUAUAAGCACUGUAUCUAAGUGGAAAAUGCAAUGUCUUAAAUAAACCUGUAUUUAACAUUG